Messenger RNA from Zea mays, 1593 nucleotides. RefSeq lists its product as uncharacterized. The transcript is spliced from 4 exons. NCBI's taxonomy places the organism in Eukaryota, Viridiplantae, Streptophyta, Magnoliopsida, Poales, Poaceae. The coding region runs from base 71 to 1126 and encodes 351 amino acids. The record is from RefSeq and is marked validated.
CUAAACUACAGCUAACACUGCAGCCCCAAGAUCGAUCGAGCGUCCACAGCCCCAAGGAACAUAGUAUAACAUGGCCCCAGCCAUUUCCAAGCCUCUCCUUACCGAUCUCGUUGCACAGAUCGGGAAGGUCCCAUCGAGCCACAUCAGGCCUGUCGGAGACCGCCCGGACCUCGCCAAUGUCGACAACGAGUCCGGCGCCGGGAUCCCGCUCAUCGACCUCAAGAAGCUCAACGGCCCGGAGCGCCGUAAGGUGGUGGAGGCCAUCGGCAAGGCCUGCGAAUCCGACGGCUUCUUCAUGGUGACGAACCACGGCAUCCCGGCGGCGGUCGUGGAGGGCAUGCUGCGCGUGGCGCGGGAGUUCUUCCACCUGCCGGAGUCGGAGCGGCUCAAGUGCUACUCCGACGACCCCAACAAGGCGAUCCGGCUGUCCACCAGCUUCAACGUGCGCACGGAGAAGGUCAGCAACUGGCGCGACUUCCUGCGCCUGCAUUGCUACCCCCUCCAGAGCUUCGUCGACCAGUGGCCGUCAAACCCGCCGUCCUUCAGGCAAGUGGUGGGCACCUACGCGACGGAGGCCAGGGCGCUGGCGCUGAGGCUGCUGGAGGCCAUAUCGGAGAGCCUGGGCCUGGAGCGGAGCCACAUGGUGGCGGCCAUGGGGAGGCACGCGCAGCACAUGGCGGUGAACUACUACCCGCCGUGCCCGCAGCCGGAGCUCACCUACGGGCUGCCGGGCCACAAGGACCCCAAUGCCAUCACGCUGCUGCUGCAGGACGGCGUCUCCGGCCUCCAGGUGCAGCGUGGCGGCCGCUGGGUGGCCGUCAACCCCGUGCCCAACGCGCUGGUCAUCAACAUCGGAGACCAGAUGCAGGCACUGAGCAACGACCGGUACAAGAGCGUGCUCCACCGCGUGAUCGUCAACAGCGAGAGCGAGCGGAUCUCGGUGCCGACGUUCUACUGCCCGUCCCCGGACGCGGUGAUCGCGCCGGCCGACGCGCUGGUGGACGACGGCCACCCUCUGGCCUACCGCCCCUUCACUUACCAGGAGUACUACGACGCGUUCUGGAACAUGGGCCUCCAGUCGGCCAGCUGCCUCGACCGGUUUAGGCCCGGAGGAUCGUUGGAGUGAGUGAACUACGCCGGCCACGACAGGGAAAAAAAAAUGAAGACCUUUUUGUAUUCUUGAGCAUCUGCCAAUAACUGGAUCUUUGAAAUCCUCCUCUGGACUGGAGUCUUGGAUUCCCUUCGGGUCCCACCUAACAUUACGUUGGGUCCACCCUGAAGAUGCAGACAAGGUUUAGGUUGACAAAUUCCGAUGUAAGGAUGAUUUUGUCCAACUUAUUACUAUUUCCUUGUGCUAAUUACAAAGUACAGAUGUAAGCUUCCACAAAACAUUGCUUUUGAUAGAUGUUGAUCCAUCCAUUACAAAUUCUAAGUUAAUUAGACUUUUCUGAGAAUAAAAAGUAUAUAACUUUUGUUAUGUACCUAAAUAUGGUCUCUUUUCAGAUAUGUAUCAAACACCAAUUGUUUAGAGAAGUAAUGGAAGUACAAACAAUGUAUGUCACGUUAUUGAAAAAAAGACAGGAGUUGAAAAUC